AUGGGCGUAUCGACGAAAAUAGUUGAGGCUCUGCUGAACGCUGAGUUGCGCUCCUCUAUGUUCGGUGUGGAUGAUACCCGCCUACAAUACAUACUGCGCGUUGCCUUUGACGAUCCUGUUGUCUUUAGAAACCUGCGACCAUUUUGCCCGUCCGGCCUUGCCAAUUCCUGCCGCCACUGUACCAAUAGUCUGGUCUGCUUCCGCGUGCCAUCCCUCAGUGGUCGGGAGCUCGCCCCCAGCUACUUCGGAACGCCCUUGUGUCGGGUCACGCCUUCUAGUAUCUGUACUCCCGACUACUGA
Molecule: messenger RNA, 300 nt
Organism: Penicillium psychrosexuale
Lineage: Eukaryota; Fungi; Ascomycota; Eurotiomycetes; Eurotiales; Aspergillaceae
Exons: 2
Coding region: 1-300 (99 amino acids)
Source: RefSeq, a predicted model, not a curated record